AUGGGACCUCAACCCCGGUCAGCGCGCGACAUAUCAAAUGUUUAUGCCUACCUCUUAUCAGAGAGUUCAUUGUUCUUACGGACCCCGGAAAGUCCAGAGAAUGACCCAAGGUCGUACUAUGUACCUGAAGCAGACUACCAUGCUUUUCAGACUCGCAUCCUUGCCAUUGAAGCUCGCAUUCUUUACACUCUCUCUUUCGACACACACGUCUCGCUGCCUCAUCCACUUGCGGUUACUUACCUUCAGACCCUCGAUUUUCUGGCGCAGCCUAAAUCGAUCAUUUCUCUACGCACCAUUCAAUAUCUGAAUGCAGCUCUUCUCUCACCUCAAAUGCUGUAUCUUACUCACCAGCCCCACGCGCUAGCUACUGCUGCUAUAUACAACGCGGCUCGUGAUGUUGGUGCGAAGAUGCCAGAGUGUGAAUGGUGGGAGGUCUUCGAUGUCGACCGAGAAGAGCUAGGGUUCCUUGUUGUCGGCAUGCGAAGCGUGGAAAACUACCUUCGCAAGAUCAAAGAAGAUAUGCCGGAUCUAAGCGUGGGCAUGCCUACACGAAAGUUGAUAGAUAUCGAGCUGCAGAGGAGGGGCGUAGGAGGCGGGAACGAUACUGCCGAGGUUGAUGAAGAGCAACAACUCAUGGACAUGAUGGACAGCAGAUGA
Molecule: messenger RNA, 657 nt
Organism: Fusarium musae
Lineage: Eukaryota; Fungi; Ascomycota; Sordariomycetes; Hypocreales; Nectriaceae
Exons: 1
Coding region: 1-657 (218 amino acids)
Biological process (GO): regulation of transcription by RNA polymerase II
Cellular component (GO): nucleus
Molecular function (GO): cyclin-dependent protein serine/threonine kinase regulator activity; adenosylmethionine decarboxylase activity
Source: RefSeq, a predicted model, not a curated record